Messenger RNA from Plasmodium inui San Antonio 1, 2232 nucleotides. RefSeq names its product adenosinetriphosphatase. Gene Ontology annotation, molecular function: ATP binding; nucleic acid binding. The transcript has a single exon. The record is from RefSeq and is a predicted model, not a curated record. Bases 1 to 2232 code for a protein of 743 amino acids. Lineage: Eukaryota; Apicomplexa; Aconoidasida; Haemosporida; Plasmodiidae.
AUGGAAGGGAAGAAUAUGAAGAUGGACGAACAGACUGAAGGAAUGGAUGUUGAGACGGAUGCUAAAAAUGGGAAAGUGAAUGAGGGCGAAAAAGAAGAUGUGGGGGUGCAGAAUGAGGAUGCAGAAAAUGAUGAUAAAGAUGUAGGAGGCGAAAAUGAGUAUGUAGGAGGGGAAGAUGAGGAUGCAGGCAGCAAAAAUGAGGAAGUAGGAAGCGAAAAUGAAGAAGUAGGAAGCGAAGAUGAGGAUGUAGGAAGCGACCGUGAGGAAACCCCCAAGGAGGACAGCCGGAACGACCACGACAGCAGCAGCGUCAUCGAUCGGAACACGCUGUGGAGUGACCUGUACAUCUCGAGGCCGUUCCUGAAGGUGCUCUACGAGGACAAGUUCAACAAUCCGACGUUUAUCCAGCGAGACGUGAUACCGCUAGCCCUGGAGGGGAAAAGCAUUUUAGCUAACUCAGAAACGGGUUCAGGAAAAACCCUGGCCUUCGUGUUGCCCAUAUUAGAAAGACUCCUUCACAGUCCCAACAUAAAAAUGAGAAGUUAUAAUCAGAGCAGAAUAUGCGUAACCAAGAGUUUAAUACUCCUACCAACGAGAGAACUAGCCCUUCAGUGUUACGACGUCGUCAAGAGUAUGACCAAGUAUGUGUCAAUUACUUAUUCACUUUUCUGUGGAGGAAUAGACGUAAAGCAACAGGAGUAUGAAUAUAAGAAGAAGAAAGACAUUUUCAUUUGCACUCCGGGAAGGAUCCUAGAUUUAUUGUUAAACUCGUCCAGUGAUUUUAUAAACUACCUAGAAGUGGUAGUGUUCGAUGAAGCUGACAAAUUGUUGGAGUUGGGAUUCAAGGAGGAAUGCUUAAAAGUGUUAGAUGUGUGUAAGUUUAAGAAGCAGAUUUUAUUUUUUUCAGCUACGUUAACUAGGGAUAUCAAGGACCUAGCUAAUUUUUCUCUUAAGAACCCAAUUUUUAUACAAAGCGGAGUGGAUAAUAGGAAAGUAGAUGCAAAGGGGGAAGUUAUCCCCAGCUGCAUUAGCAAUAAAAAAAUCUUAAAGUCUUUUAAAAUUUCAGAAAAAUUAAAUCAAGAGUUUGUGAAUAUUGUAAAUGAAAAGUAUAGAAGAGCAGCCCUACUGCAUCUGUGCAGUAAUGUGUAUAAGAAUCAUGCCAUAAUUUUUUUUAAGACAAAAAAAGAGACACAUCUGAUGUAUUUAAUCUUUUCCUUGUUUAAUUUCAAAUGUGCAGAGUUGCAUGGUUCGCUUACUCAAAAGAAGAGAAUAGAAUCCAUUUUGAAAUUUAAGAAAAAUGAAGUCGACUUUUUAUUAUGUACUGAAUUAGCCUCCAGAGGUUUGGACAUAGAUCAUAUUCUCUACGUGAUUAAUUAUAACUUACCUUCGAACGUCAUUAAGUACGUCCAUAGGAUUGGACGAACGGCAAGGAUAGGGAAAGACGGCACGGCGAGUACUCUCUACAGACCUAAUGAAAAAACGGAUGUGAAAAAAAUCAUUAAAGGAUUGAAAAAAAGCAAAAAUACCAAAAUAUUUCGGAGGAACAUAUCCACUGAUAGCAUUUCCCACUGGGAUAAUUUACUUCGGAAGAAAAAAAAACAAAUUAAUGAAAUGAUAAAGGAGGAAAAGGAAAACAAAGAAAUUGAUAAAGCCACCAAGUCGAUAAAGAAAAUUAAAAACCUCAUUCAGUUUAAGGACGAAAUUAUGAGUAGGCCUCCCAGGGAGUGGUUCCUGACGAACAAGGAAAAGCUGCACCUGCGGAAGUUAAACAUGAAGAGUGACAUGUCCUGUGGUGAAUCAACGGCUGGGAGAUGCGGUGGCGAAGGUCAUACUACAGAUGGCAGCGCCCGUAAAAAGGACUCUGAUAAGCAGCGCGCAUGUAAGAAGGACUCAGAUAAGGGGAGUACCCGCAAGGCCAAAAGGAGAAGCCAAAACAGCGAUGAAAAGAACGACAAAAGCAAACUCAAAAGUUUUCGCUCCAUUAUAAGAGAACUGAAGCUGAACGUGCUGGUAAACGGCAAGAGGAAACUGGACAAGUCGAAAAAUGCCAAGGGGCUUAGGAAGAACUUGCAAAAGAAUAAGAACGGCGCAGGUGUACGAGGUGGUAAUGUCGGUAAGGGCAUCAGGAGCGGCAAAAUCGGCAAUGGCGCUAAGAACGGGAAGAAUCCCCAACGCAGCACAGUUCAAAAAAAGGGAAAGGAGUUAAAGAAAGUGAUAUAUGAUUUGCAUUAG